Labeo rohita (rohu) is the source of this 1756-nucleotide messenger RNA. RefSeq names its product N-sulfoglucosamine sulfohydrolase (sulfamidase) (gene sgsh). Lineage: Eukaryota; Metazoa; Chordata; Actinopteri; Cypriniformes; Cyprinidae. The record is from RefSeq and is a predicted model, not a curated record. Gene Ontology annotation, molecular function: N-sulfoglucosamine sulfohydrolase activity. Gene Ontology annotation, biological process: heparan sulfate proteoglycan catabolic process; glycosaminoglycan catabolic process.
UGUGAUGGAUUCACAUGGCGGAAGUUUGUCUCGCUGAGUGUAAACAAAGUAAAGACAUUUCCAAAGUCAAAUGACACUAAAAUGUCGUUUUUGUCUGCGUGGACUUUGUUGUGUCUUCUAGUUUGUUGUGAUGUAGGAGAGUGCAGAAGAAGAAACGUGCUUCUCAUCAUUGCUGAUGAUGGUGGGUUCGAAACCGAUGUUUACAACAACACUGUGGUCCAGACCCCUCAUCUCCGGGCUCUUUCUGAGCGCAGUGUGAUCUUCAAGAACGCCUUCACCUCCGUCAGCAGCUGCUCACCAAGUCGUUCCACCAUCCUGACUGGACUACCACAGCACCAAAAUGGGAUGUACGGCCUCCAUCAGGGAGUUCAUCACUUUAACUCAUUUGAUGGAGUGCAGAGUCUUCCUCUUCUUCUGAAACAAGCCAACAUUCGAACAGGUAUCAUUGGGAAAAAACAUGUCGGUCCGGGGCCUGUAUACCCAUUCGAUUUCGCCUACACAGAAGAGACCAAUUCCGUUCUGCAGGUGGGUCGGAAUAUCACCAAGAUCAAGCUCCUUGUCCAGAAGUUCUUCCAGAGCCUAAAAGCAGAGAGGAGUGAGACGGAAGAGGAACGUCCGUUCUUCCUCUACGUGGCAUUCCAUGAUCCUCACCGCUGUGGCCAUUCCCAGCCUCAGUAUGGAAUGUUCUGUGAAAAGUUUGGGAAUGGAGAAAGCGGAAUGGGGAGAAUUCCCGAUUGGGAGCCUAAGUAUUACUCCCCAGAUCAGGUCAAGGUUCCGUACUUUAUUCCUGACACUCCCGCAGCGAGGGCGGAUAUUGCGGCCCAAUACACAACAGUCAGCCGACUGGACCAAGGUGUCGGUCUGGUUCUUCAGGAACUACGGAAUGCAGGUUUUGAAAAUGACACUCUGGUGAUCUACAGCUCGGAUAAUGGAAUUCCGUUUCCCAACGGACGCACUAACCUGUAUGGCUCGGGUGUGAAGGAACCCAUGCUGGUUUCCUCACCUGAACACCGGCAGCGUUGGGGGCAGGUUAGCCAGGCUUACGUCAGUCUGCUGGACAUCACUCCCACCAUCCUGGACUGGUUCUCUUUGCCGUACCCACCGUACAGUCUCUCAAGGGGCCGUCUGGUUGAGUUAACGGGUCGGUCUCUUCUCCCAGCCCUGAACUCAGAACCAUCCUGGGCCACCGUCUACGCCAGCCAGAGUCUUCACGAGGUCACUAUGUUUUACCCAAUGCGCUCCAUCCACCAGGGCCGCUUCCGGCUUCUGCACAACAUGCACUACCGCAUGCCCUUCCCUAUAGACCAGGACUUCUACGUGUCCCCAACCUUCCAGGAUCUGUUAAACCGGACUCAAUCAGGCCAGCCCACAGGCUGGUUCAAGACUCUAAACGAGUAUUACUAUCGGGAGAGGUGGGAGCUGUUUGACAUCCAGUCGGAUCCGACGGAGAGGCGGAACCUAGCGGGUGAUCCAGCCUACGCCCCGGUUCUGGAGAGCCUGAGGGAUCAGCUGCUGAAGUGGCAGUGGCAAACGGAGGAUCCGUGGGUGUGCGAGCCGGAUGCAGUCCUCGAGACCAAACUGGAACCACAGUGCAGGCCGCUGUAUAAUGGACUCUGAGUGCCUAAAAUUUGAGAGAAAACUGUAUAAACUUUAAUGCUUCCGUUUAAAUGGUUUAAUAUGAGAACUGUAAGAUUAUAUUUGUAGUUUUAUAUUGAAAAUGUUAAUACAUGUUUUAAAUAAAAUCAACAUUGUCACA